AUGGAGGGUGUUCGGGAGGCACAACAACUCGCCAACGCAGCUUCUAGAGCACUGCGAGUCAGAGGUAGUGAAACAUCACUGGCUUUUAACAUCUGGUUUGGGAAAAGUAACGCUUCUCCCCAAAUGGUCGAUAGGCUCAUCAACUAUCACUACUUGACGGCAGGUUCGCAUUUGCCAGCCCCAACUCUUCAGAUGAAGAUGUCCUUUGAAGGCCGGGCUCGGUAUACACCGCAAAACGGUGCCCCAGCACCAGGACUCGACUCUCUACUUUAUGUGUGUCCGUCUGCCGCCAGCCCACUAAGUGAUAUGUGUGGUAGCAGCAAUGGUGAAUCUGUUGUGGCUAGGGUUGUAACCACUCACGUCGCGAACAGACACCGCGUAGGGCCUACGGUACUUAUAGUAUGUCCCGCUUUCUUCAGCAGAACGGGCCCAACCAAUGCCGAGAUGGUGAGAUCCUAUCGACAGAGUAUCGAUACGCAAAAUUUCUCAAAAGGCUUUUUCUUGCUUCACGAGCUUCAGCACAUGCCGAAAGCAACGUCUCCCGACCCCCCUGCCGAAGACAUGCCGGAUCCUCGUGAUCCCAGCCGUGACUGCUAUUCAGUACGCUGCUGUCCCAUGCUGCAACAUAAUCAAAAGAUCAGAAACGCCCAAAACUUUGCAUUCUUUGCUCUCGACGCUGUCGCAUUCCCACAGUAUGCAAAGCCAGGAUCCGCAUCACCCUCAUCAUGA
Colletotrichum navitas is the source of this 729-nucleotide messenger RNA. RefSeq lists its product as uncharacterized. Bases 1 to 729 code for a protein of 242 amino acids. Gene Ontology annotation, molecular function: metallopeptidase activity. NCBI's taxonomy places the organism in Eukaryota, Fungi, Ascomycota, Sordariomycetes, Glomerellales, Glomerellaceae. The record is from RefSeq and is a predicted model, not a curated record. The transcript is spliced from 3 exons.